UGCAUAUCUAGACUAGAAAGCGGAGGGAAAAACAAGCCGUAGUAUACAAGCCGUGGAGCAGCUGAAAUCUUGCAGUAAAUGACAAGCAGUCGCAGAAGUGCGGAGGUAGAGCCACACACUUUGGACUUACUUUCACCUGAUACUUCACAUACACAGACAUCUGACCAUAUUGUCAGUUUUCAUUCAGUUUCACCACAGCUACGACAGAAAAGUGUGAAGAGGAAAUUGUGAGAAGUUAGGAAGAAGAUAAUGCCCAACAAACCGCGGUUCAAUCAUCAGAAGAACAAGAAGAUGAAGAACAAACAGGAGGAGUCUCAAACUAAAGGGUCAAGAGACACAAACACAGUGAAGCCUGAGAGAUGCAACAGCAUGGAUCGUCUUUCACCCACGCUCUCUCGUGAUCAAGCUGAAGAGGCUCAUUCUAAUGAAUCAGAGAAGCUCCAGGAUGAGGGAGGUGUUCAAGGCCAAACACAGACAGACGGGGAAGAAGGUGGCUUUAAAAAAAGUACUUAUGGAGAAUGAGAAAGAAGGGUUUCCCAUCACUGCUCUGAGGGAAAUCAAGAUCUUACAGCUGCUGAAACAUGAGAAUGUGGUGAACCUCAUUGAGAUCUGCAGGACAAAAGAUGAUGAGAGAGAUGAGAACUCCUGACCAGUCUUGUGGACUGAAGGUUAGGCUAUGGAGUUUUAAAACAGGCACUCUUAAAUGUGCAUUAAUAAUUGCCAGCUGAUAAAACCUGUGCUUCAGGGACCAUAAUAGUAGAAAAUCAGUCCAGUCUCCCCAGCUGUAAAUGUAAUUGGCCGUCUUGUGUUGCUUAUUAUAAAUUGACAUGUUGAUAUCACAUAAGCAGUCUUUCAGAAUGCUGUCAGUUACAUGUAGAUGCAUACUGUACACAUUAGUGAGUGGUGCUUAUGGGGUGUUGCUUUGGGACGGGUGAGGGAGGUAAAAAUCACAGUAUGCUCACUACAAAAAACUAGACUACACCACUGCGCAAAUGUCUCAUUAAAAAUGUCUAACUCAGUCAAAAUAAAUGCAGUAUCUUCAUCUAGGGGGCUUGAAUGUCAAUUGCGUGACUUCUGCAUCUCUUUUGACAAUGAAAACAACUGCAAAAUGUUCUUUAAGAAGUCUAUAACAAGACCCAGCCUUUGAAACUUAGAUAGAAGAUUGUAUUUAUUUUAAACUAAAUUAUGUAUUGGUACCAAAAAACUUACAUAUGUAAUUAGAAAGAAACCCUUUGAUUUUUUUUUUAUAUCUGGGAGGUGUUUUUAGACUGUUAAAAAUGGAGAUAUUGAAGAUGCUUUAGAUGUGUGGAGUUAUGGAAUAUUAUUACUGAUUGAUUUAUUUGUUUAUUUUUAUUUUUUUAUUUAACCUGUCUGGGGUAAG
Molecule: messenger RNA, 1381 nt
Organism: Onychostoma macrolepis
Lineage: Eukaryota; Metazoa; Chordata; Actinopteri; Cypriniformes; Cyprinidae
Product: cyclin-dependent kinase 9-like
Exons: 6
Coding region: 425-649 (74 amino acids)
Biological process (GO): protein phosphorylation
Cellular component (GO): nucleus
Molecular function (GO): cyclin-dependent protein serine/threonine kinase activity; ATP binding
Source: RefSeq, a predicted model, not a curated record